GCGCCUGCCACGAACGUGAACGAUCACUUACAGUGAACAGCGAAACAGACAAAUGCGAUAUGGACAGACUUACAAUUACCGCUGACUAUGCAGAACAGCCUGCAAAACCAAAACAAGGAUCGAAUCUUCUAGUUCCACUGAUUGUUGUAUCGAUAAUUGCUAUUAUUGCUACGUCAGUGUCAAUAUCAUUGACUGUGAUGUUAGUAACAAACGACCAUCUUCAAAAUGACGACGUCAACGAAUGUCAACCCAAUUCAUCUUGCCAGGUGAAUACAAUGUCAGGAAAAUCAUUCAGCAUUCCAGACUACACACCAGGUUUAGAUUGUGGUGAUAUAAUGAAUGCAGUUGGACCAAUCUCUGGUGUGUACAAAAUACAACCGAAAGGCGCAUCCGCACCCUUUAACGUGUACUGUGAGAUGACAGACUCUGGAGCAUGGACUGUCAUACAACGUAGACAAGAUGGCUCAGUCAGCUUCAUUAGAACUUGGGCUGCCUACAAAGCAGGUUUUGGAAACAUUGACGGGGAAUACUGGAUCGGCAACGACAACAUACAUUAUUUGACAAAUCAGGUGCCGUACAAACUUAGAAUUGACCUGGAAAAGGGGGACGGACUUACUGCAUACACAGAAUAUAAUCCAUUCAUGAUCGAAGACGAAUACAACAACUACACAUUACAUUUAGGAAAGCCUUCUGGAACAGCAGGUGAUUCUCUUAUCCAGACGUUUGCGAACAAUAAUGGCCAGCCAUUUUCGACUUAUGACGUUGAUAAUGAUCAAAACCCUUAUAGUUGUGCGAAUAGUAACUACGCUGGAUGGUGGUUUGAAUCCUGCACUGCUGGUAACCUUAAUGGAUUCUACUAUACUAUAAACGAAGAAUCCUCUUACCAGGGCGGAUUAUAUUGGUAUUCUUGGAAUCUAAAUGAACCAUUAAAAACUGUUACAAUGAAAAUACAGGCAGCUGAUUAACAUUUUUAUUUCACAAAUGUAAUGUCAUGUAAUUCUUAUUUGCAAAUGAGAACAAUACAACAGUAUGGAUCUAUGUCCUGAUGUUAUGUUGACUCAACAUCAUGCCAUAUUUAUAUUAUUAAACAAUUAAAUAGUUACUGGUAAAUGAAGUGAGCAUUCUGUAUUAUCAUAUAAAAUUUUGAAAUAAAAUAAUCAGUAAACAUUUCAAUGAUGUGUAUAAUUACAGUAGAAGUUAUAUUUUUUGUUAUCGAGUAUAAUAAUGACUCAGUAUGUGACUAUUUAGAUUGCAUCCGUAAUUCUCUAUACUAUACUUCUCUAUACUUAUACUUGAUGUAAGUAGCACAUGACAAUAUAUGAAAUAAUUCAAAGUAUUACCUGACCCCUUUCUAACUGGGACAACAUCCAACUUGGACUCUAAACCUUGUGUGAGUUAAAUAUAUUUUUAUAGUUUAUUUUGAGGGGUGAAGGCAUUCUCCUUCCCAGAGUUCCUUGCGGUUAGAUCACCGAAAGUAUCUCUACCACCACACACCACCAUUUUGUGGUGAAACACCACAAGACUUCAGUUGACAUAUACCACCAUGGAUGCCAUUAAAAUCUUAUACUUUGCAAACAGAAUGUCAAAAUAAAUAAAAUAAACAA
Messenger RNA from Saccoglossus kowalevskii, 1604 nucleotides. RefSeq names its product fibrinogen-like protein. Lineage: Eukaryota; Metazoa; Hemichordata; Enteropneusta; Harrimaniidae. The record is from RefSeq and is marked provisional. Gene Ontology annotation, biological process: blood coagulation.